UACACUGGGAACAUUACAUCAUAGUUACGUUAAGUUCGGUUCCCUUACUGUUCAUAAAAGAUAUACAUACGAUGUUAUACGGUUCUGCAAGACACAGUAAGGAUCUGAGUUGUAGCAAAACCAAAUUUAAUACGAAGAAAUAUUAUCACUGGUGUCACUGACUUACGUAUCAAGGUAAAAUCGAUUGGCAAACGACAUUUGCAAAAAACAUUGAUUAUACUUAAACAGACUUCCACUCACCAAUAACUGACAUCGUGAAUUUUUCAAGAUGAAAAACCAACACUACCUCGUUUGGAUUUGUCGACGGUUCAAGAAUAUAUUCAUGUGCUUGUUGCUCCUCUUUUCCAUAUUCAGCGUGUUAACCUUCUUUCAUGAUUCGACUUUGUCACGUUCGUACAACAAAAUGAUGCGAGUAUCAUUCAACAAGGCGAAUCGUUCUACCAAUGUGAUUAAAACUAGAAAUAACACAGUAUUAAAAAUCACAAAUAAACCAUUGGUACAUACAAACGUUGUAAACAAGACUUCACACCGUCGAGGAAGAAAAGUUCCGCCAAUGAGUCGGUUUCGAUACCCUCUAUAUAUAGAAUUGGCUGAUAUUGUAAACAGAAAGAUACUUAAUAAUACACCGAUUGACAUUCAGCCUAUCAAUCCCCAUAAUUUUCAAUAUUUACACAAACCUGAAAAAUGCAAAUUUCCUGGAUCUGGAGACACACUUAAUAUGUUAGUACUUGUGAAAUCGGCAGCUAAAAACAAAGAACUACGUUUGGCUAUACGUGACACGUGGGCAAAGGACGCGCUACCAAACAUCCGCGUGGUAUUCUUGCUGGCCGGCACGGACCAACCACAUCAGACACAGAUUGAUGAGGAAAGUAAGAAAUACUCCGAUGUGAUACAGGAGGAUUUCAUUGAUGUUUAUAAAAAUAAUACUUACAAAACAAUCAUGGGAUUUAAUUGGGGAGUGACGUAUUGUCCAAGCGCGUCAUUCUUCUUUUUUGUCGAUGAUGAUCAUUAUGCUAUUUUGUCUACCAUAUACAAUUAUCUUCUGAGCUUCCGUGAUGCGAACUCAGUCAGUUUGCUUUCUGGCUAUCUCCUCCCACAUUCUCAACCUUUCCGGGAUAUCAAGUCGAAAUGGUUCGUGUCGUGGGAAGACUAUGGAUUUGACUGGUGGCCGCCUUAUUUAGCCGGAGGAGCUUACUUGGUAUCGUUCUCAGUAGCACGGAAGUUUCAAAUAGCAUUUCCGUAUGUGAAGUACCUAGGAAUAGACGAUAGUUAUUUAGGAAUUGUUGCCAAGAAACUCAAUAUUCGUCCAACUCAUAAUAAUCACUUUGGUAAUAGAAUAUCGUUUGCUAACUUUAAGCGGAGCAACCGAUCGAGUAUGUUUGCUUCACAUGGUUUUAAAGACCCAAAUAAAAUGAGGGCAGUUUGGAAAACGCUUCAUGCCAAUGACACUAAUAGUACUCGCAAGCUGUAAACUUCUUAUUGACGAAAAUAAGGAUAUUCGUAUUUUAGCUUUUUGUUAACAUGUAUUUGCCAUACCUUGCAUUACAUUACAUUGGCAUUUAUGAAUCUCACGCGUUGGUGUUAAUUUCUAUAGAUCUUUAGGUAUCUAACCCUGUGUUACACUGAAGUGCAUUACUUUACAGCAUUUUCAAUUGUUCAUUUGUCGUCGAUGUUUAACAAAAUUACUGAAAUAUUUUGUUAAAUUUGUUGAUUUAUUUACUUUUCAAACGCUGACGUGCAAAA
Mizuhopecten yessoensis (Yesso scallop) is the source of this 1743-nucleotide messenger RNA. RefSeq names its product beta-1,3-galactosyltransferase brn-like. NCBI's taxonomy places the organism in Eukaryota, Metazoa, Mollusca, Bivalvia, Pectinida, Pectinidae. The coding region runs from base 269 to 1471 and encodes 400 amino acids. The transcript has a single exon. Gene Ontology annotation, cellular component: membrane. Gene Ontology annotation, molecular function: hexosyltransferase activity; UDP-glycosyltransferase activity. The record is from RefSeq and is a predicted model, not a curated record.